AUGGGGAUGCUCAUGAGUUCCCUGGGAAAAGGAGUGCCGUCGACGCAGAUGAUAGGUUUUGUGAUGGGAACCCUGUACAAGCAAUUUGUUGACAGAGACAUCCAGUGCUUUGAUGACUUCCAUUUCGCCAUUCUCGACAUUUUCAACUCUUUCAACUCAGCUUUACCAGGAAAGCACUACGAUGCCCCCUCCCGAAAGGAAGUUGAGGAAUGUUUCCAUGCGUGGACGGAAGCUGGAGAUGGGUCGGCGAAGAAGGAGCUGUUCGUCGCGUUUAUGAAGAAGAAGGUGCAUCUGAGCAGACUAGACGACUCGACAAUGGUGGCGGGGAUAGUGACGCCACCAGCAGCCAUGGCGGCCAAGAGAGCAGGCGAGAACGUGCCCCAGUUGAAGAUGAUCAAGUACAUCCCGGACGUCAUCUUUGUUCCAUCGGCGACCGUUCUUGCCAUCGUCACUGCUAAGCUCACCAAGAGGAUGUUCCUGGGCAACUUUGCAUCUUGAGAAAGAUCAUUCUGAGUUCUGGGAUUUGUGUAAUUGGUGUCAGUUCCGUGCUUAUUUUGGAUUUUUCGGCUUACAGACGAGGAUGCAAUCCAACUAUUGAUACAUGCAUUAUUGUGGGUGAGCUAUCAACAAAGAAAAGAGAAUUCCACAACAUAAUUUGUGACAGAUCAGUUACGUCUCAAGAAUGCACUUGCGCUGCAAGGGGUUUUGAUUUCUAAAUCAUAGUGCAAUUUAGGGGUCGUUUGCUUGUUGGAUUUGAAAAAUGAAGGUUUUGUGCAACAAAAACCUUGGGAUUCAUGAGGGAUUUAUUGUAUUAUGGAUUUGAAAAGUCUAGUGUUUGCAUGAUAGAAUUGAUAAUGGAUUUAUGAUGGAUUUGUCACAUAAGCAACUAACAACCAUCAUGGAUUUACAAAUCCCAAACAAAUAUGUGGGAUUUACAAGUCCGUGGGGUCCACGGAUUUGGUCCCAAAUUAAAGACCAAAUCCGUGGACCCCACGGAUUUGAUACCCAUCAACAAACAAUGGACUUGUGUUAAAUCCAUCAAACUUGGGAUUUAGGUACCAAAUCCAUGACCCAAAUCC
Molecule: messenger RNA, 1079 nt
Organism: Linum tenue
Lineage: Eukaryota; Viridiplantae; Streptophyta; Magnoliopsida; Malpighiales; Linaceae
Source: the annotation of a GenBank genome assembly